Hyaena hyaena (striped hyena) is the source of this 1653-nucleotide messenger RNA. RefSeq names its product chromosome unknown C6orf118 homolog (gene CUNH6orf118). NCBI's taxonomy places the organism in Eukaryota, Metazoa, Chordata, Mammalia, Carnivora, Hyaenidae. The transcript has 10 exons. The record is from RefSeq and is a predicted model, not a curated record. Bases 38 to 1510 code for a protein of 490 amino acids.
UGACCGCGGCCGCGCCGGGAGCCGCGGCCCAGACCCGAUGGCCCGGGAGCCGGGGCCCAAGCCUCACCUGAGGGCGAGACACUGUGAGGUGCCAGGGGUGAAGACCUUAUGCAAUCUCACCGAGCUUCUGAACAGACUUCAGAAGGAUCACAGAGAGGACGUCUACCUUUACACCUCUGGGCACUUGAAUCCCAGUAAGCUCUACAGGCCGCCCGAGACCAUCCUGUAUCACUGGCCCAAUGCCAACAGACCCAGAGGGGAGACCGUCUUCAGCGUGGGAAAGCCCUCUGAUAAGACGAUCGCCCAGAUGAAAGACGCACUGGCUUAUUUUACCCUCAACACAGCUCUGGGGCCAAACGAGGCCCAGCACACCCCGCUGUUCAGGUAUUUGAACCCAGCGGCACACAGUCCACACACUUCACAGGAGGGUCUCAUUCAGAGGAAGGCCCUGAGAAGAGAGGGCUCUCCGGAAGGGCGGAGGAGAGAAGAGCUGAGGUUGCCGGAGAUGAAGGUUCUAAGGUACCGAACCGUGGAGUCCAGCCGUCAGUGCGCGGUGCCUCCCCGUCGGGACGAUGAAUUCCACUACAUCAGCUCGUACUUGGGCGGCAUAACGAAGGCAGACAAGUACAGGAAGUUCUUGCGUUUCCAAAAAGAAGUCCUUGCAAAGCAAGAUCUCCUGAAGAGCGACUUCACGGGGAGGGAGGCGGCCAUAUGCCAGGAGAGGAAGCUGGAACAGGAGCUCCAGAAAGUAUGCGCAUGUGACCCCCAGCAGUUCAACAGACUGCAGGUCUAUGGAAAAGCCUUUGAAGAUAUUUGCAACAGCUCUUUGAUAUUUGGUGAUAUCCUAAAAGAAGUUAAGGAUGAAUACGAACUCUACAUGGUGAUUCUUCUGCACUCCCAGACCGCGUCACAGUAUGAGAUGCUGCUGGCCAACGCCAAGGGCCUGGAGAGGAGGUCUGUGAAGACAGCAGAUGUCAGCCGGGCCAGGGAGGAGCUGAGAGCGACUGUGACGGCCACCAGAGCAGCCCUGGAGCGGAAUGACAGACUCAGAAGUGAACUGGAGACAGAGCACAAGUUGCUGCAAUCUGCUAAGGAAAAAUCAGAAUCAUCUAAGAAAAGUGUAAUGGAUGAGGAUCACCUUACUCUUAUUGAAAAGGUUGAAAAGAAGAGGUGUGAAAUACUCAGCAAAUGGGAUGAAAUUCAAGCUCUUGAAAGAGAAAUUAAAACAACUUUGAUUCAUACUGGAAUUUCACAUAUCACUGAAAAUAGGGUUAAAAGCAUAGAGAAUGAAGCUAUGAAAUUGGAAACAGCAAAUAGAAUUUUAAAGAAGAAAAUACACAUGAUUGAAAACAGUGUGAAGCAGAACAUAGGGGAGCAUAAGAUGAGUGAGCAGGAGAAGCAGAAACUUUGGGAUUUCAUCAAAGAAUUUGCAAACUUAAAGGAAACAGACAAUAACCCUCAAGGGACUGGAAAAACGACUGAUGGAAAUUCACAGCCACCAUGUACGUAGCGUGAAUGUCUGCAGAUGUACACAUUAAUGAAGAUACAUCUCAUUUUGUCAGUUUCUUUUCAGUUUUAAUUUCUAAUAAAAAUUAAUGUACUAUAUGUAUCCUACUCAAGAUAUGGGAAUAAAUACACGUAUGCAUGAGAUUA